Molecule: messenger RNA, 414 nt
Organism: Dibothriocephalus latus
Lineage: Eukaryota; Metazoa; Platyhelminthes; Cestoda; Diphyllobothriidea; Diphyllobothriidae
Source: the annotation of a GenBank genome assembly
AUGACCCCAAAUGUUCUACUUAAUCGCCCGUGUCUCGUUCACAAAGUCUUCUGUCGCUUAAACUACCAGUACCUCGAGUUAACAUUCUACGAGGUCAAGUACCCGAAGCGCUUUCAAUGGUACGUCAACCAGUUGCCCCAGUGGUGCAGUGAUAACGGUGGGUCCUUCCUUGGGGGUACCUCGAAAGUGAAUCAGAUGAUGGGAAUGACCAAACCCAACUACAUUACAGUGACUCAGUGGAGAACGGAAGAGGAGUAUGCAAAAUAUCAUCAAAAUGGUAAUGCUAACAUGUUCCCUAACGCAGCUAACUGGUCGCUUUUUCAAGUAGUUGGCGCUGAUAAGUGUGUGUUUAGAGUUCUCAAGUCCGAAUACGAAAAGCUGGAAAUGUGUUUUCAAUUAGAAAAGAUCAGUUAG